Molecule: messenger RNA, 3349 nt
Organism: Bursaphelenchus xylophilus (pine wood nematode)
Lineage: Eukaryota; Metazoa; Nematoda; Chromadorea; Rhabditida; Aphelenchoididae
Source: the annotation of a GenBank genome assembly
AUGAAAGGUGGAUACUUGGAUGAGGACAUGUAAGACGGCUUUUAAACGUUUUUGAGUUCGAUUUUUAGGUGAUACUUCGGUUUGGAUAUAUUGUAGCAGAAAAAGAGGUGAAAAGGUGUGAAGAUGAAGGUUGUUGGUGGAUAUUUUGCUUCAUACAGGUGCUUUGAAGGUCUAAGAAGCUCUUAUAAAGAGCUGAGCUUUUGAAUUCUUGAUAAAAAACAUUUCUUUCGGAUAUUUUACUGGACCGUGCCUAAAGCAAUGUGCUGGCUCGUAAAUGUCAAAAAAGCUAAAACGCUCAAAAGUUUGAUAGCCUAUUAGGUGCCUUAUUUUCUGACGCAUCUUUCUGAAAAGGCCCAACGAAUUUACUUUCCUCUGACAUUUUAUUUUUUCGAUAUUACACUUGAUGGUAUCAGUUAUGCCUAAAUUGCCGAAAGCUCGAUAGAACUUGCGUUUUUCAUCAAAUCUUUUGCUGUCAAAGCAGUAACAUGGUCUGACACACCUUUAUGCCGAAUCUUCACUUGAUAUCUAGCCAUCAACAUUUCUUUUUUUCGAUAUUAUACUAGCCAACCCUAUCACCUCCAAUUUUUCAGGCUCUCCACGAUUGAUCUGAAAGAAUAUAGGUGUCAGCCCUUUGUUUAUGCCUUCUGGUGGUACACCGACAUUUUCAUCUACUUUUCCCAUCAUUUCAUCACCGUCCCGACGGUCAGAUGGAUCAAUGAAGCUCAUGAUCACGAUGUUCUUUGUCUCGGCACUUUCAUCACAGAAUUUGAUAGUGGAAAGGUGUUUUGUGAGCAAAUUUUUAGCAGUCAGGAAAAUGCUACAACUUUGGCGAAUGUUAUGAUUGACUUGUGUGAGGAGUGGCACUUCGAUGGGUGGUUGAUCAACAUUGAAAAUGUUGUCGACGUAAGUUCAUUUUGGUUUAUUUUUUUGGUUUUUAGGUAAAAUACGAAUUCACUUAUCGAUUCUAUAAUCCGGAUAUGGAUUUUUUGAUCUGUAAAAAUUUUUAAAAUACGAUUUUCGAGAUGUUCUCUUUAUUUAAAAAUUUUGUCGGAUUUUGAUGAAAUCCGAUUUUUUUGUCUUUUUUUGGGUAAAAUACGUCAUUCGUUCAUAACUCUUAGGUUCCUUAUCGGUUUUUCAAAAUCUCAAAAUACGAUUUUCAAAUUUUUUUAUUAUUGCCUAAAAUACGGUGAUAUUGUAGUCAAGCAACAUCCCGAACAUCCUCUUGUUCCUCGACACUCUCCGUUCUGGUCUAAAGUCUCGCAUUGGACCGCAUUCCCAAGUAAUUUGGUAUGAUUCCAUCACUUUCGACGGGAAAUUGGCUUGGCAGAACUGCCUAAAUGUAUAUAAUCAGGUGUUCGCCGAGAAAUGCGAUGGUCUCUUUACGAAUUACACGUGGAAUCGACGUCAUCUGAAAGGUAUUUGCUUUUGUUUUGUUUGAAUUUGAAUUUUAGACAAGAAUUUUGGACUUUCCCUGAUGUUCAGGGUCUUCGUGGUGGGACCCGAAAUUUUGAGUUUUGAUUAAAAAAUUGUGAAUUUUCGCAUUUCAGCGACUGAAAAGUUUGUCCAACGGAAGAAGACGACAUUGUCGACGUAUGACAUUUACUUUGGAGUCGAUGUUUUUGGCCGUGGCGCAUUUGAAGGCGGUGGUUUCAACACCUACAAGGCGGUUCAAGCAGCAAGAAAUCACAACUUUUCGUCCGCGAUUUUUGCUCCAGGCUGGACUAGCGAGUGUUUCAAAGAGGUAUGAGAAGUUUGUGGGGAUUUGGGAUAGAUUUGAGGAAAAAAUUAUAUUACACUAGGCAAUUUUUAUGAGUUUUUGGUUUGUUUAAGGGGCGGAAAAAUUGUUUACAUGCGAGUUAGCGAUGUUAUGAGAGGUUUUGAAGGUCUUUGGUGGAAAAUUUGGAUAAAAUUUAUAUUACACUAGGCAAUCUUUAUCAAAAUUUUUGGGAUUUUUGGAGGGGAAAAGGAUGUGUAAUGGUACUUAAAGUAUGUUUUAGAGUGAAUAAACGGUUUUUGGAAAGUUUGGAAUCAAAAAUUUGACAAAAAUUAUAUUACACUAGGCAAUUUUUUUCAAAAUUUUUUGGGUUUUUUGGACGGGAAAGGAUGUCUAAUGGUAUUUAAUGUAUGUUUUAGAGUGAAUAAACGGUUUUUGUAGAGUUUGGAAUCAAAAAUUUGAAAAAAUUAUAUUGCACUAGGUGGUUUGAUGAUUUUUUCUUGAUUUUUGAUCAGAUGCGGCACUUAAAUGGGGUAAAAUAAAGAGAAUUUGGUAGAAAAAAAUAUUUGUGGUAAAAUACGAUAAAUUUCCAUGUUGCCUUCUUUUCAGAUUUCAAGUUUCGACCGAGUUUUCCACAAACUUUACUGCUGUCUUCCCGUGGUCCGCCCUCCUGCCCUCUUUGAUUCCGAGGUGAGUGACCGUAUUUUUUCGAUCGUAUUUUAUUUCAAAAUUUAGCAUAACAACGCCCUGGUCAAUCACUUCAAAUUGUUCCGAGAAAUGGCCGACGUUAUCCACCCCCAUCGCCUCACCAAAGGAUUUGCGUGUAACUUUACGUACGGCCUGAUUAAUAACAGAGAAUUCAAUCCGAACCAUCGCGAGAUCCAACCGUUCCUUUUGGAAGACGAUGAGGUUAGGUUGACCGAAAAUGGAAUCGAAAUUGGAGGGAAAAAAGAGAGCAGACAUGUGUAAGUUGAACAAAAUAAGAUGGAAAAUUUUUGUUUUGAUGGUAAAAGUUGAUGAUUUAGAGAGAAUGAGGGAUAAAGAACAUAGUUUUGGCAGUAAAUUUUUACUUUGGGGCGUUUGAAAAGUGAUUUUAAAAAAAUUUUUUUGCACAGUGCAGUUGGAAAAAAGUUUUUUGUUUUUUUUGCACGGUGCGGUUAAUUUGGAAAAAGAAAAAUGACGUGUGCUGAUCACUGAUGAUCUUAUAAGUUAUUGUGGAAUCUAUAAUUUUAAUUUUGAGUGGAGAUUUGAAUGGAAAUUUGAGAUUUUAAAAAAAUUUUUGCACAGUGCGGAAACUUUUUGAUUUUUUGAAUUUUUGCACUGUGCGUUGAGUUGAGAAGGUAGAAUGGGAUGGGUCUAUAUUUUUGAUGUUUUCUAGUAUCCCAAUUCAUCGUAUUUUAGCAAAAAAAAUAAUUUUUUUAUUAUACAUGAUGAUGUUUCAGAUUAUUUCUGACUGAUAUCAAAAAUGUUCGAGCCUUCAAACUCACCACCUCCAACGACGCACUAACCCCCGAAGUCACAAAAGAAGUCCAUAAUUCGGAACCCGACACCUUUGACAUAUCCGAAAUUUACGUGAUCAAAACAUCAGAUGAGCCGGCUCUUCUCUUGGACAUGACCUUUGAAAUUACCGGUUGA